AUGUGUAGUCCGCAGGAGUUCAACAUGAACACCGCGGGCACGAGGAUGGUGACCCGCAGCUGGAGCCGGGGACCUGGGGUCGGGCCGAGGGGGAGUGGGGAAGAGGCCGCGCCGCUCCCAAGGGGAAAGUCGGCUGCAGAAGGAAGGAAAAGCCACCACCCCGUGAAGCGUCAGCGGAAGGCACAACGCCUGAAAGUGGCGUAUGAAGCCUCAGGUGGUGAGAAAGGAGAGGGCAUCAAGGUGCCAAGCUGGGAGCCUCAGGACUGGCAGCAGCAGCUGGCAAACAUCCGCACCAUGAGGAGUGAGAAGGACGCACCUGUGGACCAGCUGGGGGCUGAGCACUGCUAUGACCCCAGUGUUCCCCCGAAGGUGCGGAGGUACCAGGUGCUGCUGUCCCUGAUGCUCUCCAGCCAGACCAAAGACCAGGUGACGGCGGGUGCCAUGCAGCGGCUGCGGGCCCGGGGCCUGACGGUGGAUGACAUCCUGAAGACAGACGACAGCACCCUGGGCACACUCAUCUACCCCGUGGGCUUCUGGAGGAGCAAGGUGAAGUACAUCAAGCAGACCAGUGCCAUCCUGCAGCAGAAGUAUGGUGGGGACAUCCCAGCCUCUGUGGCAGAGCUGGUGGCACUGCCGGGCGUUGGGCCCAAAAUGGCGCACUUGGCCAUGGCCGUGGCCUGGGGAACUGUGUCAGGCAUCGCAGUGGACACGCACGUGCACAGAAUCGCCAACCGACUCCGGUGGACCAGGAAGGUGACCAAGUCCCCGGAGCAGACCCGUGCAGCCCUGGAGGACUGGCUGCCCAGGGACCUGUGGCAUGAGGUUAACGGACUGUUGGUGGGCUUUGGCCAGCAGAUCUGUCUGCCUGUGCGCCCUCGAUGCCAGACCUGCCUCAACCAGACCCUGUGUCCAUCCGCACAGGGACUCUGA
Molecule: messenger RNA, 930 nt
Organism: Pipistrellus nathusii (Nathusius's pipistrelle)
Lineage: Eukaryota; Metazoa; Chordata; Mammalia; Chiroptera; Vespertilionidae
Source: the annotation of a GenBank genome assembly